AUGGAAGAGAAUAAGACGGAUCCUGACUUGCGAGAGCCUGCCAAGGUGGAGAAGAAGAGUAGGGUUUCAUCCCGGCUGUUCGCAUUCUUGAGCUGUUGCUCAUCUUCCAAUGUCGACCCCGAGGAUACGGCUAUCCCCGCAAAGCGGACGACUCGCCGACCAUCAGUCCCAAGUACUCAGCCUACCCCGGAAAAGGCUGAAACUCACCAGGGUGAUUCGAGCACUGCGGAGUCCAAGGAGCCGAGCUACUAUCGGGAUGAGAAGGCAAAUACGACUGUGACGUCCGACCAGCCGCCGUCGCAGGUGGACGAAGAGCAGACCGUCAGUGGCCCGGAUCAAGGCUCGCAGCUCGAUGGCACGGCGUCGUCUCCGGCCCAGCACGAAUCGGGUCACGAGGUUUCGCAGAAGGAGAAGUCUGAAGCACGGGAUAUGGUGACAGCACAGCAUGAAUCCAGUGCAGUUCCGCCGCCUACUGUAACAGAGAAAGUCGAGGAGCCCUCUCAGAAACCUGAGGAACAUGUAACAUUCUCAGUGCCACCACAGAGAGUCGAUGAUUCUCCUGCCCAAACGGACGAGUCCACCGCAAAGCCAGCUGUACCCGAUAGCGUUGGCCCAAAGGACGAGAAGUACUCUACGCACGAAGAAGAGGCAGUUGAUCUACCAGCCGAGCUACCGCCGCCGCCGCCGCCACUCGUUCCUUCAGGGCAACAGCCAGAAAAUGAGAGUCACGACAGGGGGCAACAAUGGCUGCUCCCCCCACCUCAGCCUCACCUACGCGACCGGAAAUGCCUGGUCCUCGACCUGGAUGAAACCUUGGUCCAUAGUAGUUUUAAGGUUCUCGAGCGCGCCGAUUUCACUAUCCCCGUCGAGAUCGAGGGUCAAUACCAUAAUAUUUAUGUGAUCAAGCGGCCCGGGGUCGAUCAGUUCAUGAAACGGGUCGGGGAGCUGUACGAAGUUGUUGUGUUUACGGCAUCUGUCUCGAAGUACGGUGAUCCACUGUUGGAUCAACUGGACAUCCAUAAUGUUGUCCACCACCGACUUUUCAGGGACAGUUGCUACAACCAUCAAGGCAACUAUGUGAAGGAUCUUUCUCAAGUCGGUCGCGACCUUCGAGACACGAUAAUUAUCGAUAAUUCUCCCACGUCAUAUAUAUUCCACCCUCAACACGCGAUACCCAUCAGCAGCUGGUUCUCUGACGCCCAUGAUAAUGAGCUUCUUGAUCUGAUUCCCGUUCUGGAAGAUCUCGCUGGUACACAAGUGCAAGACGUUAGUCUGGUUCUUGACAUUGCAUUGUAA
This is a messenger RNA of Aspergillus oryzae RIB40, 1296 nucleotides long. RefSeq names its product putative general stress response phosphoprotein phosphatase Psr1/2 (gene psrA). Gene Ontology annotation, cellular component: plasma membrane. The coding region runs from base 1 to 1296 and encodes 431 amino acids. The record is from RefSeq and is a predicted model, not a curated record. NCBI's taxonomy places the organism in Eukaryota, Fungi, Ascomycota, Eurotiomycetes, Eurotiales, Aspergillaceae. Gene Ontology annotation, molecular function: phosphoprotein phosphatase activity. The transcript has 3 exons.